This is a messenger RNA of Gastrolobium bilobum, 1611 nucleotides long. Its product is annotated as pumilio homolog 15-like. Gene Ontology annotation, molecular function: mRNA binding. The transcript has 5 exons. Gene Ontology annotation, cellular component: cytoplasm. The record is from RefSeq and is a predicted model, not a curated record. Gene Ontology annotation, biological process: post-transcriptional regulation of gene expression. Bases 1 to 1611 code for a protein of 536 amino acids. Lineage: Eukaryota; Viridiplantae; Streptophyta; Magnoliopsida; Fabales; Fabaceae.
AUGUCGUCGAUACCAUCAUCUAUGUUGAAUGCUGAUGAUGAUGGCCGGUAUCGUUCUUCAUCGUCUUUGGUUCCUCAACCCUAUAUCUUUUCUCACUCUUUGUCGGAAAACCAAAACCCCCCUCACAAGAAUCAAUCAUUAGAAGACGCUUUUGCUCUUCUCCGUGUCUCUCCCUUCAGUGACCAACCUUUUGAUUUUGUUGGUGAUAAUCGAUCUUCUGAUCAUAUUAAUAGCGCUGUAGGAAUUUCUUCUUCUUAUGGCCAUGGGUUUCACCCUUAUCGAUGCUCCAAUGUUGGGCAAAUUCAUGGGUGGAACAACAUCAGCGGUGCUGCUAUUGAUCGUGACGCAAUGCUAUGGCAGAAUUAUUGGGUAGGGUGUGACAGAGAUAGUGGAAGCUCGAACAGAUUUAGGUCCAGUACUUUUCCAACAUUUAGUGCCAACGGUUCCUCUUCCAGCAAUGACAGGUUUCUUGUUUCUGAGCCUUUUUCGAGUGUGCCACUUUCGAAUGGGGGUGGGGACAAUUUGCAACAAAAAUCCCACUUGCGUUACAGGUCGAACAUUCCGGGGUUUGAUGUGAAUAAUGGAUGGCAUCCACGUUGUUUCAAUGAUUUGCGGGGGAGGGUUCUGUCACUAGCUAAGGAUCAACAUGGAUGUAGGAUUGUGCUUGAAACGAUUAAAAGCUUGACAGCAGAGGAGGUUUCUUUCAUCUUUUUGGAGCUGAUAAAUCAUGUCACUGAGUUGAUGGUCGAUCCCUUUGGGAAUUGUGUUUUUCAGAAGAUGGUGGAAAUCUGCAGUGAAGAACAGCUGAAUCAGAUCAUUUUAAUGGUGACAGAGCAUCGUUUUCAGUUAGUCAGAUUAUGUCUUAGCCCGUAUGGAACCCGAUCAGUGGAGACAUUAUUAGAGCAUGUUGCAACCCAGGAGCAACGAGCUUUAAUUAUGUCAGCUCUAUGCCUCGGUGUUGUUACAUUGGCUAAGGAUGCAAAUGGUCAUCGUGUGAUUCUGCAUUGUCUCAAACAUUUCUCAUCAGAAGAUAAUAAGUCUUGUUUGGGAAAUUCUGAAAGUAGACUUUCAUCACAGGAUCUUCUAAAUGUGGUGGCAAACGACUGUUUUGGGAUGGCAAUAGAUAAGACUGGUUGUUGUGUGCUGCAGCAAUGUAUUAACCUUGCUCAGGGAGAAACCAAAAAUAAGAUGAUUGCAAAUAUCAUAGUAGAUGCUUCAUUCCUAGCACAUAACGAUUACGGCAACUAUGUUUUGCAACAUUUAUUGUCUCUGCAAAUACUAGGGGUUACAGAAUGUCUACUGAUACAGCUUGAGGGACAAUUUUUAUCUCUUGCCUGCAAUAAAUUUGGGAGUAAUGUAGUGGAGAGAUUCUUUUUAUAUUCCGGAGAACAACAUUCAAAACGUAUUAUUUUGGAGUUGCUCUGCAAUCCAAACGUUGCAAUGCUUCUCGUGGAUCCAUUUGGAAACUAUGUGAUCAAAUCUGCACUGUUGGGUGCCAUUAGGAAUGCCCUGCUGAAGCUGGUCCAAUUAAAUGCUCCAAUGAUGCGCAGCAACCGCUUUGGCAAGAAGUUGCUUGCUAGGUUUGACAGGGAGAAAAUACGGCCUAUGUAA